Molecule: messenger RNA, 6711 nt
Organism: Mya arenaria
Lineage: Eukaryota; Metazoa; Mollusca; Bivalvia; Myida; Myidae
Product: ankyrin and armadillo repeat-containing protein-like
Exons: 25
Coding region: 151-4665 (1504 amino acids)
Molecular function (GO): protein binding
Source: RefSeq, a predicted model, not a curated record
UUCGGACAGGUGCUCGCUGGGAACAACAAUUUUCACAGUUGGUUGUCAAUGAAAUUCGUCGGCUAAAAUAACGAUUGCAAGCACAAUGUAAACAUAAAAGUUUUCAAGAAAUCAUCUCUUAAAAUCGGGUACAAACUAGCUGGGAGCAAGAUGGCGGCUCAAUCAGCGGAGACGGAAAAGACUGAAGAGCAACUUCAGAUGAUUAACAUAGCCAGGAAUGCCAUCAACUACAUAGAAAAAUAUGAGCGAUAUGAAUGCCAGGAAAAUCUUGGCUUCAUGCAGACACACUGGAUGCUGUCAACAGAUGAUUUCCGAUACCCUACAGAUGCCCCAAUGGGGCUUAUCAGUAAUAUAAAUCCCCAGAACUCUAACACCAGUGUAAUACUCAUUCCUGAGGAAGAGCAUAGUCAGCCCUUAGAUUACAGAGAACUUCACCAGAUUGUUCGUGAAUUGACCAUGGGACUGUUUGUUUUAAAUCAAACACCAACUUUGUCCCUUCAGGCAAACUUUGAUCAAAGUACGACCUGUCAGCUUCCCCCAGCUUACCAAGAUACUAGGAUCGGACAAAUAAUGAUCAGUGUGGAUUAUAUGAUGAAGGCCUUGUGGCAUGGGUGCUAUUUUCCUAAGGAUAAGAGAACAAAGUUUUCAGAGAAAUGGAGGUCAAGUUUGGAUGUAAAUGCCAACGGAAAACCAGAAACGAAGAAGACAUUGAUAACAGAGUUUCUUCAAUGUGGUCUUCAAGAUGUUACAAAAGAUCCAGACUACACAGAUAUUUACGACAAGCUCCCCAUUGAAGCCCCAGGGGAUUCGGAAAUGGCAGAGGAACGAAGAUUUUUUAUGUCUCAUGCCGACGAUCUCAUGGUACAGAUGACCCUUUUCCAGAACCAUGUUUCCCAUUACAAAGACUUAUUUGUAAUGGACUCAAGUUGGGUUGUAUCAAGUGUAGUCAAAGUUCUCGAUGACAAACUUGACCAUGUCUCGUACGAGCGGCUAAACUCACGUCUUCAACUUCAUGAGCAGCUUAUUAAGGAAAAUCUCGGGAACAAGGCAGAAAUAAGGCGGCAGCUGUAUCUUUUGAAAUUCAUCGCGUACAUGACCCCAUUUCUGAUCGGCAUGAAAAAAAGAAUGAAAAUCCCUGACAUAUCAAGGCUACUCCCAAACUUAACAGAAUCACGAUAUCGAGGAAACAAAGGUUUUUCCCAUACUUCCGCCAGUCCGUAUUUGAGUAGUGAUGAAUGCAGAACAGAGAGAGAGUUGCCACCCCUGAUGUUAAGUUCAGACUUCAAGUGCAAGAACUUCAACUUUGGGAACCAUUACUUCCACUUGCAUGGAGGUAUUAUGAUUGACCAUGAGACAGAUGACCUAGUUGAAGAUCGGCAGUUUGAAGAAGUGUAUGAUAGCACCAUGUCAGAGGCUUCAACGUUCCUGAGCAAACUUCUUGACAUGGAAAACACAAUGUUGGACCAUUACAAGGUGCCAACUGUCACUGUCAAUGGAAAGAGCUAUUACGUGAUGUGCCUGGACUUCGAGACAUACUACACAGGGAACCCCCAGAAGCCUCUAUGGGUGCGCGUGUACCACGAAGAGCUCAACAAACUCAAGCCCAAAAAACUGCCCAUGAGCGACCUUCACCUUCAUGAGCAGUUUAAGAAAUACUUUGGCUAUAAGAAGGCCAUUAAGUGCAAGACUCCAUACAACGGCCUAAAAGAGUGUGCGAAACGAGGUUUGGUAGCCAUGUUUUCCGCCCUGUGUCGUAAGAUGAUGCAAGCCUCUAGGUUAGGCAAGCAGGAUGAACACGGUCUAUCACUGCUGCACUACGCUGCCAUGAAUAACCACCCGCAAAUCAUCGCUAUGCUCCUCAUGCAGUCGAUGGACGUCAACGUUAGGCGGAACAAUAUCAUGGGCACAGGGGUCGACACAAAGGGCCGCAAGAAACCGUUAGGUGACAUUGGCACAGGAUCUAGGGCAGCAAGUGCAAAAGAUUCUAGAGAUGUUGUCAUGGUAACACCAGUGCCAGGGUCACAAGGUCCUACAGCAAUACAUGUGGCUGCAAGGUGUGGUGCCCUGGAUACGGUUGCCUGCUUAUUGGGUAACUUUGCCAACAUUCUGGCAACUGACCAGGAUGGCUGGGCACCGAUCCACCAUGCUGCGUUCUUUGACCACUAUCCGGUGGUCAAAUUGAUGAUCCGGAAAAACAAGGGAUUGAUGGAAUUGGUCACGAAGAAUGAGCUGAGAUCAACACCAAUUCUCCUGUCCGCCAGCUCAGGGGGCUUAUCAGUAUUGAAGGGUCUGAUAAGCCUUGGUGCUGACUAUAAGAGGGUGGAUGGAGAGGGGAAUGGAAUUGUGAGCCUGGCCGCUAUGAGGUUCCACACAAAUGUUCUAGAGUAUCUGAUAGAGUGGAACAGCCCCGAUGUUCACGUAUGGGAGAUACUUGUUGGCAUGCUGAAGAGCGACGAUCUGAAGAAAAAGGACAGUGCGGUCAAGUGCCUCGAGGUUCUCUCCACCUCCAAACCCGAUCACUGGAGAUCUAUACUUGACGCAGAGGGUGUACCCGCGCUGGUUGACCUUCUGAAGAUCGAAAACGAGGAGCUCCAAUGUGUUGCUGCGUCUGUGCUGUGCAACAUAUCAGAACAGACAGAGGUUCGACAGGCUCUCACCAAGUGCAAAUCUGGACCGAUUCUCAUUAAAUUAUUGGGGUCACCAGUGGACGAUGUCCAAUCCCGGGCAGCAAUUAUCUUGUCCGACCUUGCCUGUGUCGAGGGGAAUCAGGAAUUGAUCGCGGAAUGUAACGGAAUCGAGCCACUUGUCAGUCUGAUGGAAUCGGAACUGGAAGAUGUGUUAGUGAAUGCCGUAAAUGCUAUUCGAGUCCUGUGUGAAAAUAACAGUAGCAACAAGACCCUCGUGUCGGAGGCACAUGGCAUCGAACCACUAGUGGAGUUUCUUACUGUUGACUCUGCAAUCCUACAAGCAGCCACUGCAGCGACAAUAGCGGCGGUAUCCUCGGGACAUGAGGAUAACCAGAACAGCUUGAUGGAAGAGGGAGCCGCAAAACCACUGGUAGAUCUCAUCAAAGGGAGGAACGUAAGGGUACAGGUGAAAGCGGCAAACGCUCUGGAAGCCAUGGCAACCAACAACCAGCAAUGCCAGAAAGCGUUCUUGGAUCUUGAUGCUCCAAGAGUUCUUAUAAAGUUGUUGAAGAAUAUCAGUGUUGAGGUACGGGAACAGGGCGCGUGUGCGCUGUGGUCUCUGGCGGGACACACGAAAACUCAAGAAAAAUACAUUGCCGAGAUAACGGGCAUUACACACAUACAUCAGAUGCUGCUGGAGCCAACGGAAAAAUUGCUGACAGUUGGUUGUAUGAUGUGUAUUGCCCUGGGACGUGAAAGUAUCGAAAACCAGAACCGAUUGGCUCAGCAGGACUGUUUUUCACAACUUGUACGUCUGCUUCGACGCCAGCGCUCACUGGGUACAUCUGCUAAGGUCACGCUCAUGGUCAUAAAGGUGCUUGGAAUAUUGUGUGUCGGUGUUGCAUACCGCAAUAACAAGACAACACAAAACAAGAUAGCUGAAGAAGGGGCUAUUCCCCUCCUGGUUCAACAACUGAAUGAUCCCAUCUCAGAGGAGGUUCAAGUUGAGGUGGCAAUAUCAUUAGGGUGUAUCAUUUUAAGUAACACGAAAAACCAGGACAUACUCAAUGAAGAAGCUGACUUCAGAUUUGAGGUCUUACUGGAAUUGCUCAAGUCCAAAAAUAUGGACAUUCGGCUGCAGGCAGGGAUGGCGUUGACUAUAUUUGCGUUCAACAACACACCACAACAGUACGCGAUUAGAGAGGCGGGCGGUAUCAAGUACUCUGUGUUUGAACCAUUCAUAGAUUCCCUAGAUGAAUUUCACAACUGUUAUGCUGCCUUCCAGAUUGUUGUGUUAGCCCGCGUCAUCAUUGACCGAGAUCAAGUAUCACUGACCGCCCAGGGUGUAACGUUACUUGUGAAGAAAUUAGGCUCCGAUGAUGACAACGUCAUUGUUUUAGCCAGCAGUCUCCUGUCUAGUCUUGCGCACACACGUGCCGGAAUUCCCGACGCCAUGGUUACUACAGGAGCGAUUGACGAGCUUGUCGAUCGAUUAUCGUCGACUAAUGAGCAAGUCCGCAGUGCAGUUGCUGUGGCAUUAGGGUAUUUGACAUUUAACAAAACUGCGGCACGAUUGUUAUUAGGGGCGUGCAGGAAUACUCCAGGAUUGUAUAAGAAAUUGAUGGACAAUAUUGGGAAAGAUUCGAAAAUCAGCUCCGAUUUCAUCGAAAACUUCAAACGUGCUAAAACUGUUGGACUACCGUCACAGUGCUUGGAAAUAAAUGGCGGCCCUCCUGUUAUUCCCUUCAGUAACAUCGGAGUCAAUGGCCAAAGGCCAAUGACUACUCAGCCAAGAUCAAGAAAAAUGGAAAUGUCAAAAAUGAGCCGAGCAGUUUCAGCACCGGCACGUGGAAACAAUUCUCCAACCAUUUUUGUGAGUCGGUCCAGUGAUGACAGUCGACCAUCGUCAACGCGCCCGUCAACUGCAUACACACGUCCGCCAUCAUCAUCGACUACGAAAUCAGCGCGAAUCAAUGUUCAAUCGCCAGACCACGGACAGUUUAAAACGAAAUUAAGAGCUUGGAAAGAGGAAAAGUAAAUGUAUCAAUGAAUGUGUACAAAAUAUAAAUGAUUGUUUAAAAAUGUUGAAAUUCAAAUUGGUGAAAUUCAAAUUGUUAAUAUAUGUGUAUGUUAUAAAAUCAUACAGUUUUUUUUUGUAUUUAGUCAGUUUAAUUUAAAAAAAAUCAGGAAUAUUUUAUACAUGUGUAAUUUUUUUGUAUUUUUUUAAUUUAUUACUAUUAGUAAACGAUUGACAAAAGUACAUUUUCACAAUAAUGGCAAGAUAUGCAUUGAAACUGUGAUAGUUAUUAUUGAACAGUAUUCAUUAUAUAAACAUAAUUUAUCCUUUAUAAUAAACUGCAGUUGAAAAAGUAUGCAUAAUUUAUGUAUUUUGCUGCAACUUAUUCUCUUUAAUUGAUGAAUCAUUUUUGAGAGUGAGUCAUUGUUUUGAUGUUCUUUUAAACAAUUUAUUUACCUAUGCAGCAGAAUUUUGAAGUUUAGUCAUUUUGUGUUGUAAAUCUACCAUAUCAAGUUUAUACAUAUUCUUUUCAACACAAAAAGCUGCAUUCAGAUCAGAACUAAAAUCUUAAAAUAAAUCUUGAAAAUAAUGACAUGAUUGUUGGUUUCGUUGAAAAUAUUUCAUUUCAUUUCAACAUUUUCAUGUAUUUUAUCGAGAAUUGUUUUCUGUUGGUUUGAUAAUUGUGUAGUUGUUUUUGUUUUAAUAUCAUUAGCUAUACAUUUAAUUUGUUCACACAUAUAUAAUGAUAAAAAAUGUUCUUUAAAUAAUCUAAAAACAAAAUACAUUUCGGUUUAAGGAAAUAAUUGCUGGAUCAUCUCAAGAAUUAUUUUUAUGUUAACAGUAUUUGUUUUUCAUGUUAACUUUAUAGCAUUUCUUUUAUUUUAACUAUUUAAAACAAUAUUAGAACUGAAGUUUCAAAAGAGAGCGUUACUAAUUGAAUGUCGACAUAAGUUAAACAAGGGACAUAAUCAACAUCUUUCAAAGCCAGAGUUAUGGGCCUUGCUAUAAAUGUGCACAUUGUUUCCUGCCACAUGUGUACCAGAGAUUGAGGUGACUGUUGAGGUGAAUAAGACUUUUUAAGUUAUGCUCAGGUUAAAAUAUAAACGAAGUUUUUAAUUAAUAUCUGGUAUAUAUAUAUAUUUUAGUUAGUUUAAUUUUUGACGAGCUAAUUACAAUAAAAAAUAGAACAAAGCUUUAGUUUCAGUAGAGCAGUUUUACAUUCAGAGAAGGAAAGAAUCUCUAAAAUAUUGCAUAAACACAUACAUUUAUUGUAGAAUAAAUUAUUACUUUUAUUCAUACAAUGCCAUGUUUUUAAUUAAAUUGUUAGGAAUGUGUUUAUAAUUUUAUUAUUAUUUGUUUGAUAUGGAAAUGUACGAACUCUUUGAUAUAUGAACCGCGACACGCAGGGAUAGGUCUUAUAGUUACUAUCACUAAAGCAUGGAAUAUGAUGUCAUAGUUCCCUUUGACUUAUAUGGAAUUAUGCCCCCCUAAGGUGUGAUGUGUUUAAAGGGGCUCAUAGUUUGAUGCCAAAAAAAUUCUUUAAAUUUAUAUGCAUUUUAUUAAUACUAUUUUUUUUUACUCAUUUGACUUAAAAUGAUUAAAACAAAACAAAAAAUAUGAUUUGUGUACAGACAAAAAAAAAUUAGCCUUAGUUAAUGAUUUUUUUCUGAAUUAAUAGCUACAUGGCCACAAAUUCAGUAAUAAAAGCGCCAAAAUAUAAGUAUUUGUAUGCAAACCAUACAUUUUUUUGUUUGGAUCAUUCAAGUCAAAUGAGUUCAGCAUGAUAAUGCAUUAAAAUUAAAAAAUGCAGCAACCUAUAUUGCGCACCUUUAAAAGUCCAUGCAGAUGAAAGGUAGUUGAAACACCUUACUGGUAUAUAUGAACAAUUUAAAAAGCUUGAUUUAAAAAUUUACUGACAGACCCAUUUUUGUUUGUCGUGGUUCAUAUUUUCAAUAUUUCAAUAUUAUAACUUAAUGUCUGUGCUCUAGUUUUGUUCUUAUACUUUGAAAUUUAUUUUCUGUUUGUUAUGGAAUGAAUUUUAGCCAUAAUGAAAUUCUAUCACUUGUU